AUGAGUUUGCCAGAGAGUAAAAAAGCUAAAAUCCUUUUGAUCGGUGAUACAGGAUAUGGUAAAAGUUCGCUUGGUAAUUUUAUCCUAAAUAAAAAGAAUGCUUUUCAAGUAAGUAAUAGUCCAACUCCAGAAACAAAAGAAAGUCAUGAAGUUUAUGGAGAAGGUGAUAGAAAUGAUAUAUCUGUUAUUGAUACACCUAGUUUUUCUGAUUCAAGUAAAAUGAAUGAAGAAUUGUUGAAUGAGAUUGCUCGUUAUGCUUUGGACAAAGCAGGAAUACAAGCAAUUGUUAUUGUCAUGGACUUUAAUAAUGAUGAGAUUUCUCAUAACUUAAAAACAAUGAUUGAAACCAUGUGUUUUAUUUUUCCAUUUUUUGACUUUUGGGAUCACGUAUGUAUUGUUUGGACUAAGUGCUAUUACUACACACCAAAAAACCGUUUAAAAAUACACAAGAAAACUAAAGAGGACUGUUAUUAUCCAAAAUUAAAGAGUCUUAUUGAAGAGAUGACAAAGAAAAAAGAAGACAUUAAACCUAAAAUGUAUUAUGUCGACUCACAACCAGAUGAAGAUUGUGAUGAUAAUAGUCGGUCAGAGAAAGCAAUUAAAAAACUUUUAGAAUGGGUUAAAAGGUUAGAAAGUAUUAAAUUUGGCAGAGAACUAGGAUUACUAGGUUCUGAAUACAAAAACAUUAUCACAGAAGAGAAGCAAAGAAGAGAAGACGUAAAAGAGAAUGAAAUAAAUACAGUACCACAAAUUAAACCCAUGAGAAGAGAAAUAAAAAUUGGGUAUAAUGGAAAGAUUACUUGUAGUGAAUGGGAAAUAAUAAAUGAUAACACAAAUGAAACUUCAAAGAAAAACCCUUCUUUUGGUUCCUUUUUUACUAAGUAUUGCACAAUUAUGUGA
Entamoeba dispar SAW760 is the source of this 900-nucleotide messenger RNA. RefSeq lists its product as uncharacterized. Lineage: Eukaryota; Evosea; Mastigamoebida; Endamoebidae. The transcript has a single exon. The record is from RefSeq and is a predicted model, not a curated record. Gene Ontology annotation, molecular function: GTP binding. The coding region runs from base 1 to 900 and encodes 299 amino acids.